Messenger RNA from Acanthochromis polyacanthus (spiny chromis), 2653 nucleotides. RefSeq names its product tumor necrosis factor receptor superfamily member 14-like. Lineage: Eukaryota; Metazoa; Chordata; Actinopteri; Pomacentridae. Bases 862 to 1788 code for a protein of 308 amino acids. The record is from RefSeq and is a predicted model, not a curated record. Gene Ontology annotation, cellular component: external side of plasma membrane; membrane. Gene Ontology annotation, molecular function: transmembrane signaling receptor activity; protein binding. Gene Ontology annotation, biological process: negative regulation of alpha-beta T cell proliferation; positive regulation of peptidyl-tyrosine phosphorylation; immune response. The transcript has 11 exons.
UAAGGUCAUGUGUUUUUUUUCCUCAACCUCUUAAGCCCAUAUAGAGCCACUGCUGCAACAUCAUAUGGAGGUGGACAGUCCACUACAGAGACUUUAUGUAUCUGUGUUGACCCGCGUCACCGACUGAAAGUUUGAUUCCAGACAUGAAGCGCUCAGUUGCAUCUCAACUGCUGUGGGAAGAUGUAGUUUAUGUGGACGCCACCACAUACUCUAGAACUCUCCUCUGCCUGUCACUCCACGGAAGACAGAGAAGAGCUUGCAGUCGCCCACGGGAGAGAAAAGCCUCACGCUCGUGGACCAACGCCUUCCAACUAACAGUCACUAGUUUUGUCUCUAGGUGAUAAGUCCUUAACGGGGUCUGAAAAGUCGCUAAAUGUAGCGACAAAGUCAAUUGGAAGAACUGGGUUGCAGAACUGCUCGAAGAGGGAAAGCAAAUUUGAUUGGCUGGUAGCAUCACGUGAGGCGCUGCGCUGGCUAAAAGCUGAGAAGCGCUGGUGCCAACACCAACAGACAUGCAUGUCCAAUACUUUUAACCCGUUUGCAUUGACAGGGGGAUGAUACAUAUUUUUCCAGGAUAAGUUAACCGUUUCCAGGAUAUUUGACCUUUUUCUUAUUUUCCAUAUGUUUUCCAUGACUGGAAAAUUGGUCAAUCAUUUUCCAGGUUUUCCAGGACGCAUGGGAACCCUGCUGUUUACUGAAAGAUUGAUGCUAGAGAGGCUACACGUACGGGUCCGUAUCUGUAGACACUACGUUACUGAAACCCCAAGAAGAAAGAAGACCUCUUAAAGCACUGUUAAGCGGAUAUUCAAACCAAUAAAGCUCACUGAACAGAUGACAGCUUGGAAUUCUGACAGCACUUGAAUGGAGCACGUUUUUUUAAACGGAGACAUUUUCUCGAGCUCGAAACAAGACAGAACUGAGGUUUCCUGUGCUUUUUAUGACCUAUUCGUCUACCAAGAAGCAUUCAUCAGUAGCCCUACAGCUUCCGUACCAGCAGUGGAAACGGACUUCAGGACCAAACAUAAAAACAUAUUUAUGCAUUUUUUUCUGCAUCACCGGCUGAGUACAGAUGUUUUCCUGCAGCUACAGCUCAACAAAUCCCGAUUCUCAGUGAGGUGGUGUCUUCAGAUCAAGAAAAACUACAACUUUCAGCCUGACAAAAUGAUUUGGAGAAGAAAACUUUUGACGCCUGCAACGUUUUUGAUCAUCGUGAUGAAAGUCUUCACUGGUCACACUCUAACAUGUCAUCCAGCAGAAUAUCAGAUAGGGAAUGAAUGCUGUCCAAUGUGUCCUCCAGGAAGUCGAGUUGAAACUGAUUGUACAGAGUUCAGAUCCACAUCAUGUCUGCCCUGCCUUGAAGGAACGUACGUGGAUAAACCCACUGGGCAGAAAAAGUGUUUUGACUGCACUAACUGUGAUGAAGGUUUGGGUCUGAAGGUAAAGACAUCAUGUACAACAACAUCAAAUACAGUUUGUGAACCACUGGAGGGAUUCUACUGUAUUGAUCCAAGAGGGAACAACUGUGUAGCAGCACGUAAACACAGAAUCUGUCAUCCAGGACAAUACAUCAACCAAGCAGGAACAGCCUUCACAGACACUGUGUGCUCUGACUGCAGCGCUGGAACAUUUUCAGAUGGAACAUCUACAUCUUGUCGGCCACAUUUUCAAUGUGAAUCAAACCUUGAACUGAUAAAACCAGGAACUGCUUCUACUGAUGCUGAAUGCAGAGAAAAAAGUUCAAAUGUUGCAGUAGCUGUGACCAUCCCCUGUGUUUUACUUUUUUAUUAAUAUCUGCUGGAUUAAUUUAUUGGUUUCACUUCAGAAAGAAGAAAAUGUCUUUCAGAGAAGCAGAAAAAAACACAAAUCCAGUCAUUUUCAGUCAACCUUUGUUAGAAAAUGGAGAACUAUCACCGUCAGAGAUGGUUCCUAUGAGAACAUCACCAGACGAAAACCAUCUGCAGGACAACAAGUAGGACUCAGUGUCCUGCAGAGUAAAUGUGCUUCAGAGUCCAGUUUUAAUCCAUCUGGAUGCUGACACAUCGUCUUUGCAGUGUACUGAAGUAAAACAACAGUGAGCUGAGUUUCCUGGUUCCUGCUGGAUCGUUGUCUGAGUACAGAAAAGUUUCUCUGGAAAAGAACAGAUGGAAGAUAAAUUUAUCGACUCACUGACUCCAUUGAUCUUCUGCUCACAGUUGCAGCAACUUCAGACUGAAACUGGACUUUAAAUGAGGACAAACUGCUGGAACAGAAGAUAAUGGGUCCUUUUCUGCAGCAGGAUGGACUAAUGGCUGCCAUGAAGGGGAAGAUUUUCUGAACAACUGACUGUUUUAUGAAGCUGCACAGGUUGUAAAUUUAAACCAGUUUGUGGUCAACAGCACUGCAGUUGCAAUCUUUUUUUUUUCAUGUUUUUUCAGUUUCUGUUCCUCAGUUUCAUGCUGUCAGUUUCUCUUUCCAAUUGAGUAUACAUUCAGUUUGCUUUUUUCUGUAAAUAUUGUACAGAUUUCCAUCUGCAGAUGGAAAUUAGCUUAAAGCUAACUGUGGUGCAAUGCAUCAAAUGGAAACAUUUAUGUUUAAUAUUGUACAUGGUCCCUUUUUAAAUAAACUGAUAAUAAUAAAAAGAUUUACAUGAGCCAAUCUGCUUUUAUACACCUUU